This is a messenger RNA of Gryllus bimaculatus (two-spotted cricket), 7874 nucleotides long. The record is from the annotation of a GenBank genome assembly. Lineage: Eukaryota; Metazoa; Arthropoda; Insecta; Orthoptera; Gryllidae.
AUGGUGUUGCUCCCAACUGGAGCUGGUGCUGUAACUCGGUGGCGGUGGACAGCACCAUGCCGAGUCGGACAUGGAGGUUGGGCGAACGGGCGACAGACGAGAGCCGAGGCCGUGCUGGCACCCGCCAGAAGCCGGGCCAGGGGCGUCGGGGCGGGGCGGGACCUCCGGGGGCGGCACGGCGACGGGGAGGCCGCAGCGGGCGGGCGUCGCUCCUUCACGCUGCCGAGCGCACGCCCGCCCACGCAUCCGUCUCCGGCUCAGACAGAGGAACGGUGUGUGGGGACGGGUUAUCAGCCCCAAGAAUAUCUGUUACGUGGCACUGCUGUGCCGAGAGCGUGCGCCCACCUGGAAGCUGGCGGGGCUUGCGUCUGGCGGAGAUCGUCCGCGGGUGCUGGGACGGGGCCGUCGCGCGCCGGCGCGGCGGCGGGGCGUUUCGGGGGCCUGGUCGUUGCCUGGUCGUCCGCGUCGGCGCGGGCGCUGGGCGCCGUGGGCGGCGGGGCGAUGUGGUGCGCCGAGGCGGGAGGCCGCGAGGCUGCCUCAGCGGCUCUGCCACACGGCGUCCUCGUCGCGUAUCACCAGCUCCUCGUCGCCGGGGCAGGAACACGUCCUGCGUUCCCCUCGUUCCACCAGGUUCUCCACGCUCGAGCUGUCCCAGCAGGCUGCCCUCUGCUCGGCGUGGCCCAGCGGCGCCGUCGCGCCGUGGCCCGCCGCCGCCUUCCGCCACCCCGCGCCGCGCCCCGGCCCCGCCCCUGGCGGCGUCCUCGUCGGCCGCGCGCGCAUGUAGGCUCCGCCACCGCCAAGCCGCAUGGGCCGUUUGUGCGCCGUCUCGGCGGACGGGGGCAGGGGCCGGGGCAGGGGCCGGCGCGGGGCGUCGACGACAAUGGAGUCUCCAGGCCGAAUCUCGUGCGCGAAGUCCAGCGACCUUGCCGCCGCGAUGUGGCUGCGGAGAAGGUCCUUCCUGCGGAAUACAGUUCGCAAUUUUUAAAUCCUCUUCGUGUGGCCGCCGCGGCGCCGCAGCCCCCCGCGCGCGGCCCCGCCCCCGCGGACGACGCCGACGCCCGCAGCCUCUCCGAGGAGCCCGUCACGCCCAAGAUGGCGCUGCUGCGCCCCCACAAGCCGCUGUCGCGCCAGAUCAGCCACCCGCCGCUGCCCGCGCUGCUCGCCAUGCAGGAGCACCACGUGUGCGAGAGAGAGCGAUUUCCAACACGACUGCUUGGCCAACAUGAAGUCAGUGCUUCCCCUCGUCCUCACAAUCGCCUUUUAAGUCGUGUGGCUGCGGCAACAAGCCCAACUCAUCCCACGGGACCCCUGCAGUGCCCACCUACACCCACUCAUCAUGCCCGACCUGUGCAUCGGACUCUUGCAGCACAAGACAGUGUUGAAGGUGCCACAGGAAUAGCAAGUAGACCCCCAAGUCUCCAUACACCAUAUCGCAGCCAGGAACCCCAGAGCAGCAGUCCCAGUCAUUCUCAACGACCAGCUCUGUGCAGUCUGUUUUCUAGUAGUCUCCUUCAGGAACCAGUGGUUGGUAACUAUGGUCUGGAUGGGUUGUCAAACAUGCCCUCCACUUCCUCUGGGCCUGCAAUGCCGAGUGAGGGCCCCCUUCGAGUGGGAGAAGGCUGCUCCAUCUUGCCCAUUCGACAUAUCAACACCACCCGUUUGCCGUCCAUCCCAGAGAGAUCUGCCAAAAGUCAGCGGCUGGAACUGCCAUCUGAGGAAGAGCCUCUACCUCCAUAUUGGGAAGCACGGAUAGACAGUCAUGGUCGAAUAUUCUAUAUCGAUCAUGUGAAUCGCACAACAACAUGGCAGCGUCCAACUGCCAGUACUUCAGGACGGUCUAGGCCUUCUAGUGAAUUGCAAAGACAACAACUUGAUCGCAGAUAUCAAAGUAUACGGCGCACUAUAACAUCUCGCCGCCUGGAACCCGAUGAUGGAGCUGCUGUUCCUGGUAGUUCUGCGGUGCAGGACCCGUCUGGACAACCUGAAGCAAGCAGUAGUGGCAUUGGCAGUAGCAGUGGAAGCUGUUCUGGCAGCAGUGCCAGUGGCUCUGGAAAUGUCACUUCCUCCUCCACGGAUUUGGUGAACCACAUGCCAGCAGUCAAGUUCAUUUCUCGACCUGACUUUUUCUCAAUUCUGCAUAUGAAUGCUGAGGCUCUUGCUCUCUAUAAUCGAAAUGGCUCCCUGAAGCAUAUGGUGUCAAAAAUCAGAAGAGAUCCCACAGCAUUUGAACGUUAUCAGCACAACAGAGAUCUUGUGGCUCUUGUCAACCUAUUUGCAGAUAACAUGAGAGACUUACCUCGUGGUUGGGAAACCAAGUUUGAUCGGAAUGGCAAACAAUUCUUCAUAGAUCACACGUCGAAGACUACCACGUUCAUUGAUCCCCGCAUUCCCACCGAGUCUCCUUACCUGCACCAGCACAAGCUGUUGCUUCCUGGUGCCAGGAGGCGCAGCCGCAGCGCUGGUGAAGAAGAGCUCGCUCAUUCUAGAGGAGCGCCGGUGCCGCCGCCGCGGCCGCCCAUCACGUGCGGGUGCGGCCCCGCCGCCGCGCUGGGGCUGGCGCCCGUGCCGCGCGUGCUCGCGCCGCCCGACAUCCCCACGGCCUACAACGAGAAGGUGGUGGCGUUCCUGCGCCAGCCCAACAUCAUGGACAUCCUCAAGGAGCGGCACGCCGCCGUGGGCACGUCGCAGGCGCUGCGCGACAAGGUGCACGCCGUGCGCGUCGACGGCACGCUGGCCCUCGACCGCCUCAGCGACGACCUCGACCUCACCAUCCUGCUCAGGUUAGAAAAUUACCCUUAUAUGAGAAUUCUUCGAUAUAAACGUAAUACACAAGCUAUUAAACUCACAUAUUAUGAACGUAAAAAUAUUUUUGGACCAUGCCGCCCCCACGCGGCUCGACUCCGCCCACGCUGUCCCUCCGCGUGCCAUGCCGCCACGCCGCCUGCCGGGCCGCCCGCCCGCUUUGAUCCGCCCGCGCCCCCGCCCACGCCCUCGCCCGCCCGGUGCCAGCGCCAGCGCGCGGGCUUCAAAGCCACCAUGGGCCUCUUCACCGACUACCUCGACUGCCUGCUCAUGAUCCUGUUCGAGCAAGAGAUCAUGAGCUAUGUGCCCGCCGUGCCGGCGACGGCCCGCUCGCCGCGCGGCUCGCCGCAGCUGUCGCCGCAGGCGUCUCCGGGGCUGUCGCGGGCCAACGCGCGCGCGCCCGCCCCCUACCGCCGUGACUUCGAGGCCAAGCUGCGCAACUUCUACCGCAAGCUCGAGUCCAAGGGCUACGGGCAAGGGCCCGGCAAACUCAAGUUACAUAUUCGCCGUGAACAUUUGCUAGAAGAUGCCUUUAAUAAAAUUAUGGCAGCUUCUAAGAAAGAUUUACAGAAGUGUAAGUUGUAUGUUACCUUUGAUCGUGAAGAAGGGCUAGAUUAUGGAGGACCCUCUCGAGAAUUCUUUUUCCUUCUGUCUCGUGAACUGUUCAACCCUUAUUAUGGACUGUUUGAGUACUCUGCUAAUGACACAUACACUGUUCAAGUGUCUCCUAUGUCAGCCUUUGUGGAUAAUCACCAUGAAUGGUUCAGGUUCAGUGGUCGUGUCUUGGGUUUAGCUUUGGUGCACCAGUAUUUGUUGGAUGCUUUCUUCACAAGACCUUUCUACAAAGCACUUCUCAGACUACCUGUGUCUUUGAGUGACCUAGAAUCCCUUGAUAGUGAAUUUCAUCAAAGUUUAUUGUGGAUAAAAGAAAAUGACAUCACGGGUGAUUUACUAGAUCUCACUUUUGCGGUCACUGAAGAAGUGUUUGGCCAAGUAGUUGAACGGGAACUGAAACCUGGUGGUCGUAACAUAAGUGUUACAGAAAAAAAUAAGAAGGAAUAUCUUGAACGGGUUGUUCGAUGGAGAUUGGAAAGGGGAGUUGCAGAACAGACUGAAUCUUUAGUGCGAGGCUUCUAUGAAGUGGUAGAUCCAAGACUAGUAUCUGUUUUUGAUGCAAGAGAAUUGGAAUUGGUAAUAGCUGGAACAGCAGAAAUUGACCUGAUUGACUGGCGCAAAAAUACAGAAUAUCGAUCAGGUUAUCAUGAUAACCAUCCAGUUAUGCAGUGGUUUUGGGCAGCUAUUGAACGUUUUACAAAUGAGCAGAGACUUAGGUUACUUCAAUUUGUGACUGGGACAUCUAGCAUUCCGUAUGAAGGAUUUUCUGCACUUCGAGGAAGUACUGGACCUCGCAAAUUUUGUGUGGAGAAAUGGGGCAAACCUAACAGCCUUCCAAGGGCACACACCUGUUUCAAUCGCUUGGACUUGCCUCCUUAUCCAACUCCAGAAAUACUCUAUGAAAAACUAUUGUUAGCUGUGGAGGAAACUAACACAUUUGGCAUUGAAUGAACAGUGUAUUGUAAAUGUUGUCCUCAUGCAGAUUUUUUGAUAGAAUGAAACACAGCAUGUAAUAGAGAUUUUAACAAAAAGCAGGAACAUUUAAGCUGCAUCCUGCCUCUCUUCGUAUGUAGGUAGUACUAUGAAGAGAUUAAAAUGUUUGAAUAAUGGUUAAGGAGGAAGAACAUUUCAUGUAAGUAGAAGUUGUCUUCCACAAGAUGUUAAUGGUGUAGUUUUGGAAUGAGAUAGAAGCAAUGAAAUUUGCUGAUGGAUUAAGACAAGCAGGAAAAGUGAAUAUUUAAUAGAAAGGUUUUUAUUUGUGGUGAACAGUUUGGUUCAUUGUGUUUGAUUUUGUUGGUUCAAAUCUAUUGUGUGUGUAUGAAAUCUUGUGGGCUUACUUCAAAUGAACUGAAGACGAUUUUGUCAAAGAAGAGAGGUAGAGUUUAUAGAUGUUUAUAUUACAAAUAUGAGUCAAUUUUAUGUUAAGAUGAAUGUCUCUCUAAACAUUCAUAGUAUAUGUCAAGUCUGAAGGAGGUAGUUAUUCUCCAUCAACAUAUGAAAUAUGAUUUUAAUUUUUUAAAUUUAAAUUAUUAUUUUAUUUUACUGUUUUAUAUUCACAUUAUUAUGUGGCUCAAACUAAAUGUCUUGCUUGGCCAGUAAAAUUGUUAAAAAGAAUGCUUGAUGCUAUUCACUGCAUUAGCAGACAGACGUGUGAGAAAUCUUGCACACUUGUGUACAUCUCAACUGCCUUGCAUUUGUACAAAACUAAAACACAUGAAAAGGAAUUGUUCCUGAUGGAAUCUGACUGAAUGUAGGAAUUUUUAAAUUUACUGCUUAGCUUGUUAUGCCUCUCAGGAUCACGGAAACCAGCAGUCACACAGUAAGUGCUGCUCAGAGUAGUCUGUAGACUAGGGGAUAGCACUGUCACUCAUAGAAUGAAAGGAGCUGUUUCAAUGACUUAGCUACUCUGCAGUGCACCCUAAGGUAAAAUAAUGAAUUUAGAAAAGAAGAAUUAAUGCCUUCACAGUUAAAGCCAGCUCUUUGGUAUUGUUUUUCCAAGAUCAUGAAUGAUUACCUGGUAUUUUUCAUAAAGGUGCACCUCGUAGGUUGUAUAUUGCAGGCUUAUUUUGCACUAUUCUAUUUGCAGGAGAAAGUAGAAUGAAUAGUCAAAAGAGAGAAAUCGUAAAUUAUAAAAUUAUAUUACAAUUUUUGAGCUACUUUGUCUUGGCACUGAUAUAAUUCUUUAUUAUUGUAUAGCAUUUAGAUAGUGCAAAAGUGCCUUAGAAUCAAACGAUCACUUUUAGUAAAAAAAUUCACUCAUUGAACAGAACUGCUCAAAACUUUUAAUGCAGAGGUUUUGUUGCCUAGGGUUGCAUUGCUAUUCAUUUAUUGAAAUUUGACUGCAAAUUAUUGUAUUGUUCACUGUUGCUGUGCACACUUUUGUUGUGCAAUCCGGCCAACCAAUGCUUGCCUUGAAACAAUUUAUACAAGUAGACCAAAUCAUCAUUUGUGUUGCGUCCAUGUUAAUUAUGUUGUUGGGAAGGGUCUCUGUUUAGCUUUGUGCACUUUUCUGCAACUGCAGUUAGAAUGAUAGAAAUGUUAAGUUGAUAACAAUCAGUGACUGUGUGGUCACCAGUUAAUCACUGUGCAAUGUCUUGUUCUAUUGAGGGGUAUAGCAUGAACAGAUAUUCUUCAGAUUGUGAAUCAGAGUAACAUGUUUUAAGUAGGGAACAAUUUGUCAAUCACUUUCUGAACUUCAUUUUGAAUCAUCUCUCUAAUGCAUGAGAUAUGAUCCUUCACAAUUCAUAGGAUAAUGACUUGGCAAUUGAGUAUUAGAUCUAAAAAUAGUAACUAUCAUUGUCAAUAAAAGUAACAUGCCUAUCAUCAAAGGCAAAAGUUACUCACAAUUUAUUAAAAUGAAAUUUAAAAUUAAAUUUUAUUAUCUUCAUCAGUAGCAUCUCAGAGUAGCAUUUUGUGUGAAACAAUUACUUGGUAUACUUGCACUGCACAAAUCAAAAAGUAAUUAAGCCAGUAUUUUGUGGACAAAACAUUAGUUUUUUUAAAAUGUUUUCUCUAUAUUGUAUUGCAGUGGAAAUACAUAUUUUCUCAUUGCUAUGCUGUUCAUUAUUACCUUUUUUGCAUACAGUCUUAUUCUUCUAGAGUAUGUAAAAAUUAUCAGGAAUUUUGAAGUCUGUACUAGAGUGGUUUUCCAAGACAAUAAUUACAUUUAUUUUUUAGUUGUUGUGACAAUCAGUGUAAACAUUUAUUAGUUGAAAUUCAUGAAAUUUUGCAUCUAAUAUUCUUUUUUUGAAUGUGGUAUUGUGUUUAAAAUGUACUUUUUCAUAGAAAACUUUUCAAUAAUGGCUUUUUAUAAGAUGUUUUUAAUUGAAUGCUACAUGUUUUGGUCGUGUACUGGCUUGAUGGGUUUUUAACAAAAACAAAAAAAACAAAAAAUAUUCCUUUUGUGAAUACCCAUGUGUUUGAUUUUGUAUGUGUCUGUAUGAACUGACAUUACAUUGUUGUCAUUUGUGAUAGUUAUUGUCAUUGUUUGAUCAUUGUGAACAAUUUUUGUAAUAUCUACUUCAUGUUAAUUAAAGUCUAAAAUAUGUACCUGAGUUCUUUAUGAGGCAGUGAAGACUUUGUUUGUGAGUACACUGCAAAGCCUGCCUGUGUAAUGUUCACCAUUGUACAUUUAAUCAAAUAUAUUGUUGAUUAUCUGUCAGCUAAUUAGGCAGUAGGCUAAUAAUAUUGGCUUAGAAUGUAUGAUAUGUUUGACUUUUUGGGCAUUUAUUUUUCAUUGCAAGGGUGUGCCUACACUGUAAAAGAAGUAUCCAAACUAACUGUAGAGUAAAGGAAGAAGUUUAUGGCUAAAUAUGAUGUUGCAGUGAGCACACAAGGGGAAUAUCAGAAGGUAUAUUAACUUUCCCUUUGCUUUCUGUGGGUAUUAAUUUUCUACCAGAAUUAGAAGGUUGUUAUGAUUUGUGAUGAACAUUGGUACUAGUCAGGUAGCAUUAUUAUUUAUAAUUUAUUACCAUUACUGCUAUUGUUGCAAAAUAAAUAUAUAUCAUAUUUAUAUGUAUUUUGUGAUUGGUCUAUGUAAAUUAAAAUUCCUUUGUAUAGAUGUUAUGUAACAAUAUUAUUACUGUAAUUCACGAGAAAGAUGCAUUUUAUUGGACUUUGAUCGAGAGAGGAGGCAGUCACCAUAAGAUCAUACAUUUUAUAUGUAGCAGCAGUUUGACUACCCAUUUAUGCCUUCAGGUUUCAUUAAUACUGACAGAUAUGUUUGUGUAGAACUGAUACUGAUGAUCACACUUCAAUCAAAGAGAAUAUUUUAAGAACAAAGUCUCUGUUCCUGGCACACAUGAAUGCCUCUUUCUCAAAUAUUGUCUAAUGUUGUCCUUGUCUGCACUUAGUAGAUCAUGUCUAGACCUGCUGAACCAUUAAUAGUGGAGCAGGGAAAUGAAUUUUGCUAUCUGAAUUGUUAUCAUCAAUAAAAUGGCUGAUUGUUUGGAGAGUUU